Messenger RNA from Ochotona curzoniae (black-lipped pika), 797 nucleotides. It is a transcript of the gene GGACT, whose product is annotated as gamma-glutamylamine cyclotransferase. Lineage: Eukaryota; Metazoa; Chordata; Mammalia; Lagomorpha; Ochotonidae. Bases 13 to 465 code for a protein of 150 amino acids. The transcript has a single exon. The record is from RefSeq and is a predicted model, not a curated record. Gene Ontology annotation, molecular function: gamma-glutamylaminecyclotransferase activity.
UCGCCUGCGCCCAUGGCCCUCGUCUUUGUGUACGGCACCCUGAAGCGGGGCCAGCCCAACCACAAGGUGCUGCUGGAUGGCAUGCACGGCUCGGCAGCCUUCCGCGGGCACGGCCACACAGCCGAGCCAUACCCACUCGUGAUCGCCGGCGAACACAACAUCCCGCGGCUGCUCAACCUCCCGGGCAGGGGCCACCGCGUGGCCGGGGAGAUCUACGCAGUGGACGAGCAGAUGCUCCGCUUCCUGGACGACUUCGAGCAAUGCCCUCGCAUGUACCAGCGCACUGAGCUCUCCGUGCGCGUGCUGCAGUGGGAAGGCCCUGGGCCGGCCGCACCGGGCGCCCUGCAGUGCUUCGUGUACAGCACAGCCACCUACGCGCCCGAGUGGGUGCACCUGCCUUACCUGGACAGUUACGACUCUGAGGGGCAGCACGGGCUGCGCUACAACCCCCGAGAAAACAGAUGAGGGGCCGCCUGUGUGUGCACGCAGAACCUACCAGCGUGCAGCUCCGGGGACCCGUUAGGAAGGCGGCUGUGCCGUCCAGAGCGGAGACCACUGUGUGCCGCUGUGUGGGCAGGAUCCGGAACGACUCAGGUUUUAAUCCCCUGAAAAGGCACGUGGAGAGCUCCCACAGAGACCUACCUCUGUUCUCCUGACUCUCCUUCCCCUCUUCCAUGGCAGGGUGACACUGCCAAGGCAGGCAGGUGCUGGGAGGUGGCUGUGCCAUGGCGACUCAGAACGCCCGGAGUGUAACAGCUGGUUCUUGGGUGACACUGUAAUAAAGAGCUGCAAAAACC